GCCCCCCACAGCGACCCUUUCGUUCUCCGCUCGCGCUGGUCUCGGACUCUCGGCCACGCACAAACCCUCGCCGACUCGCCGUCGACUCUUCUAAACCCUUCUGGCUUUCCCCAUGGCGACCACGGCAACCGCGGGGGGCGCCGCCGCACCGCCGCCGCGGCAGUGCAAGCUGGACCCGAAGAGCGAGCUGCGCGUGGAGGUGCCCCCCGACGCGCCCCUCCGCGUGCGCCUCGUCGCCGGCACGGCGGAGAUCUUCGGCACCGAGCUGCCCCCCGAGGGCUGGGUCCCUAUUCCUCCCCGCUCCAAGAUCGCCAUUUUUACUUGGCACGGCGCGACGCUGGAGCUGGACGGGGUCACCGAGAGCGAGUAUCCUUCCGAGGAGACGCCAAUGGUGGUUUACGUCAACACACACGCUAUUCUUGACGCUCGGAGGGCAAGGGCAAGGGCUGCUGCAGCACAGGGGGGUGAUUUGGAGGCCUCGCAGGGACCUAGAGUGAUUGUUGCGGGACCAACAGAUUCUGGAAAAAGUACCCUCUGCAAAAUGCUCCUUAGCUGGGCUGCCAAACUGGGCUGGAAGCCUACAUAUGUGGAUUUAGAUAUCGGCCAGGGGUCUAUAACGAUCCCUGGAUGUAUUUCUGCUACCCCAAUUGAGAAACCUAUCGAUAUUGUUGAUGGGAUUCCCUUGGAGAUGCCACUGGUUUACUUCUAUGGCCACCCAACUCCGAGUAUCAAUCCGGAUGUUUACAAAGUUCUUAUGAAGGAGCUAGCUAAAACAUUGGAGAGGCAGUUCUCUGGGAAUGCUGAAUCUAGGGCAGCAGGAAUGGUUAUCAAUACCAUGGGGUGGGUUGAAGGCCUUGGGUACGAGUUACUUCUAAAUGCAAUUGAAACUUACAAGGCCAAUGUGUUGUUGGUACUGGGACAGGAGAAACUCUGGAAGAUGUUAAAGGAUGCAGUUCAAAGCAAGCCCAACAUUGAUGUUGUAAAACUUCAGAAAUCAGAGGGUGUUGUCCUCAGAAAUUCAAAAUAUCGCCAAAAGACUAGAAGCUUCCGAAUCAAGGAAUACUUUUAUGGGAUUGCAAAUGAUCUGGCGCCACAUUCAAACAUUGUCAAUUUCAGUGAUGUCUCGGUAUACAGAAUUGGUGGUGGUCAUCAAGCUCCUCGCUCAGCAUUGCCUAUUGGUGCAGAGCCUGUGGCAGAUCCUACUCGGCUUGUUGCUGUCAACAUCAGCACGGAUAUGAUUCAUACAGUGCUGGCUAUUUCUUAUGCUAAGGAACCUGAUGAAAUAAUUUCCAGCAAUGUCGCUGGAUUCAUUCAUGUCACAGAUGUGGACAUCCAAAGGAAGAAGCUGACAUACAUUGCACCUUGCCCGGGGGACUUGCCGAGUAGGCUGCUGAUUGCGAGCUCGCUUACAUGGUAUGAAGCCUGAUCAGUUCAUGACUGAAGAUUGUAGCAUAGAUGGCAGUAUGCCCAGGUAGCGGCAUGUUGUAAAGCCAGGACAUGUUGUAACGCUGGAACUGACUGUACUGUACUGUGUUGCACUGCUAACCUACAGAAACGAUGAGGGGAAACAUUUU
This is a messenger RNA of Panicum virgatum (switchgrass), 1574 nucleotides long. RefSeq names its product protein CLP1 homolog. NCBI's taxonomy places the organism in Eukaryota, Viridiplantae, Streptophyta, Magnoliopsida, Poales, Poaceae. Gene Ontology annotation, biological process: tRNA splicing, via endonucleolytic cleavage and ligation. Gene Ontology annotation, molecular function: polynucleotide 5'-hydroxyl-kinase activity. Bases 113 to 1426 code for a protein of 437 amino acids. Gene Ontology annotation, cellular component: mRNA cleavage factor complex; nucleus. The transcript is spliced from 10 exons. The record is from RefSeq and is a predicted model, not a curated record.